AUGCAAGCACAUCCAGCGCAUGCGCGCCUACACACCUACCACAGCUCGAAGAAGCAGCUGCUCGGCAACCAAACACACGCCCCGCCCGCAUGGCGCACCGCGCCCGGCGCGACGCCCAACGGCAAGAAGGCGGGGCAUAUGGCGGCGGCGGCGAAGGGAAGCAAGAUUCUACUAAGCCAGCUCCCAGUAGACGUGGCGGAGAACGAGGUCGAGGCGCUUUUUGCGAAGACAGUCGGUCCAGUGAAGGACUCGUUCAUCGUGUACAACUCGCAAGGGAAGAGCAAGGGCAUGGCGGUCGUCGCCUUUGCGCGACCAGGGGACGCGGCGAUGGCUAGGAAAAAGUAUAACGGGAAGAUCGUCGAUGGCAGGCGACCAAUCAAGAUCGAGAUCAUCAAAGACGAUGAUGAGACAACCACAGCGGCGCCCGAGCCGAAGUCGCUCUCGCUGCUCGACCGCUUAGGUCAAACAUUCAAAUCCGCACCCACACCGCCCGCAGCCCAACGCGCCGCAGCAAUGGCACCAACACAACCCAAGGCAGCGAAGGCUGGUCAGAAAGCCCCGAAACCCGCAGCAACACAACGGCCAAUACUCGUGGGGAACCCCAAAGCCAAACUGCGUACAAAGAAGGGUCCGAAGCGGAUUCAGAAGCAGCAGCAGCGGAAGGUGGUCACGGCCGAGGAGCUGGAUCAGGAGAUGGAGGACUAUCGCGCGAGCGCGGACGCCGCAUGA
Messenger RNA from Rhodofomes roseus, 729 nucleotides. RefSeq lists its product as uncharacterized. Bases 1 to 729 code for a protein of 242 amino acids. Gene Ontology annotation, molecular function: mRNA binding. The transcript is spliced from 4 exons. Lineage: Eukaryota; Fungi; Basidiomycota; Agaricomycetes; Polyporales; Fomitopsidaceae. The record is from RefSeq and is a predicted model, not a curated record. Gene Ontology annotation, biological process: mRNA export from nucleus. Gene Ontology annotation, cellular component: nucleus.